AUGUGACAGAGGCAGCACAGGGCAGCUGUAGCAGAGGCGAGGGUCAACUGGAGCUCUCCUGGUCACCAGCCAGCCUCUGUCCUGCUGCAGCACUUGCUUUUCCAGCUCUUUUUCCCGGUGUAAGUCACUUGCUGCAGAGGUAAGUGCUGACCGAAAAGGCAAGAGCGGGAUCUGGUGAUGAUGGGGCUGCUCCGGGCAACUCCAACGUCUUGGCUGUUACUUUUAAGCCCUGAAUGCACUUGGGAAUCUCAUGGCAGAAAGCAGAGCAUCUCCCUGGCAAUGCCGGUGCUUGGCAGCUCAGCCCUCUUCCUGGGGGCCGUACAGGAGCUAGACUUGCUCUGCACCAGCACCUCUGACUAAGAGCUUCAUCCAGAGCUCCCCAGCGAUGGGGGAUCUCAUGUCUGGCUUUUACAGGCUUUAGAUCAGGCACUGACUAAACGCUGCGGGUCUGACUCAGGGCGGUCCAGGUUGGGACACGACGGAAGAUGUGGAUGCAGCAGCAUGUGGUUAUUAUUCACCUAUCCACCACACCUAUGCGCAAACACCUCAAAGUAGAUGACACCCUGCUCUCUUCUCCUCUCCGUUUUGCCCUGGGCUUUCAGAGGGCCGUGGGAAUGGGUUUCCUCCUUGCUGGGGUUCUGAUACUUCCACUCCGCUUGGGAUUUGGAGCCAACGCUUUUGUGCAACAUUCAGCUGCAAGUGCGGAAUUUCCCUUGGUUGAGCCCCCAAAUCACCCUGCCUGCGGGAGCAUCCCGUAGGAGAGAGAGGUGGUUUAGUAGUGGAUGGGUACGGUUGAACUUGAUCAUCUCAAAGGUCUUUUCUUCACGUUAAAGGUGGGGAGGCCCUGGCCCAGGUUGCCCAGGCGGCUGCCCCAUCCCUGGAGGUGUUCAAGUCCAGGUUGGAUGGGGCUUGGAGCCCCUGAUUCCAUGGGAAGUGGAAUUAGAUGAUCUUCAAGGUCCCUUCCAACUCAAACUAUUCUAUGAUUCUUUCCCAACCAAACAAUUCCAUGAGAGCAGAGAGCCAGGGGCAGGGCUUUGUAUCAGGAUAUGUUUUCCUUCCAAGAAACCCCACCAUGGCAGGAGCUCCAGUGCUCGAGGCUGGAUCAGCAUCUUGGGGAGAGUCGUCCUGGAGGGAAACUGAGGCAGAUGGAUGAACGUGUGGGAUGUAGCAGAGCCGGGAGCUGAGCAGGCAUCGCUCCAGGCUUGUUGGAGCCCCUCUGCAGGGUGUCCAGGCUCCUGCCAACCCCAGGGUGCAGAUAGGGCCCUCCGCCUCCCUUGUAGGGCCUCUUGUUAUAGUCCCUAUAAUUAUACGUGUGAAGUCUGCCUGCCUUCCUCCCCGGCUCCUGCUUGUAGGACCUCUUGUUAUAUUGAGUAUAAUGAAGUGUCCGAAGUCUCGCUCCCCCCCCCUACCCGCCCUUGCCAACCUGCGUGUAGGACCUCUUGUUAUAGCCAAGGAAAUUAUGGGUCUUUGGUCUCCCUCCCUUUGCCCAAGCUAUAAUUUAGUUUUAUAUAAAGUGCGGUCCAGCCCCUGUUGUGCAAGCGGUUGCUAUUCCAGGUUAUGGGGAGAGGGAUGGAGCAGCGAGGAGGGGGGCUUGCCGCGGGCGGAGGAGCUUAAUAUCACACCAUGCAGCCCUACUGGACACCCCACUGCACCCCUGGACACCCCAGAGCCCCCCAAGACACCCCAGAGCAGAGGGGCAGCCAGCCCGUAGUGUGCCGUGCUGCAUCUGCAGGAGAGGUGGGAGAGACCUCACAUGCUUCGCCAAGGCAGGCAGUAGCGGCACCGUCGGCAGAGUCCCGGCCACCCAGCCGCCCCACUGCCGGCCCCACGGCACCAAAGAAGGAGAAACCCCUGGAAGAUGAUGAAUCCCAAAAAGUCCUGACGAAAGGUCCCCGUUCGGAGCUCACCGAAGCUGUGACAUGCCAGCCCCAGGUGCAAGCUUCCCCACAGCCCCUCAGCUCCUGCACCCAUCUGCUGCAGAACGGCGCCGGACGAGGACCCAAUUCAGGUGGUGCCAACGGGGAGGCAGGGAACGGGGUCUUCCGCCCCCUCCCCAGCACGCAGAAGCCCCACCGAAAGCUGCAGUCACAUCACUCAAUCAACAGCCAGAGCAGCAAGAAGAGCAAGGGCAGCUCCAAGUCGGCCUCUUCCCACAUCCCUAUUGAGGCACAAGAAGACUGCUGCGUCCACUGCAUUCUCUCCUGCCUCUUCUGCGAGUUCCUGACCCUCUGCAACAUCGUGCUGGACUGUGCCACCUGCGGCUCCUGCACCUCCGAGGACUCCUGCAUCUGCUGCUGCUGCUGCAACUCAGGCGAGUGCGCGGACUGCGACCUGCCCUGCGAUAUGGACUGCGGCAUCAUCGACGCCUGCUGCGAGUCGGCCGACUGCCUGGAGAUCUGCAUGGAGUGCUGCGGGCUCUGCUUCUCCUCCUGAGGGGCUGCACUCGGGUGGAGAGGAAGGACUGGGAGUGGGUCCCUCCCAGCCCCUUUUACAGCAGCCGAGGGUCCCUAAGCCAGCGAGGGGGGAAACCCAGGUAUGAAAUGCCAAAAGAUGGAGCAAGGAGGAAAGCAAUAGUCCCCUAUUGCAAGCCUCAUCCUUGGAGCCGUCGAGCCAGGCUCAGAUCCUGCCUGGGGAAGGGUGAAUCCAUAGGGGCUCCCGGUACAGCUGACAUCCCAUCACGCUCUACCUCUUCCCCGCACCGGGCCAGUUUGCUGAGCAUAGUCGGAGCCUCCUGCCACCUGAGCCGAGAGCAGGAGCACCCACACCACAGACCCUGCAGGUGCCACCCCAGGAUCGCGGUGUUAGAGACAGCCGCGAGGCUCUGGGUGCAUUGCUCUGGUUUGAACUGUGAUGGCACAGAGCGUCCUCCCAUCCCGAACAGUGAUGGCACAGAGCAUCCUCCCGUCCCGAGGACUCCAAGGCUGGGCACAGUACAGAGCCUCACUCGCCACUGGGAGCCCACCAGGCACCAGAAGAUGCUGAAGCCUUCCUGAUGCUGAAAAGUCCCUUCUGUGGGACACAUCCUGCCAGUCCCCUUCCCUUCCUCGGUGCUGAGAUCGGCAGCCAAGUGCAAUACACACAGCCUGCUCCCAUCCCUAUUUCACCAGCCAAGAAGAAGAUUCUCUUUCACCAUUCCCUGCAGCGGGGUUGCAGCUGGAAGCCGGGACAACCAGGGCUGGGGAGAGCCUGGAACCAUGUCAAGCUGUUACCAACCACCAUGCAUCUCAGGACAGGGUGGCUUGCUUGAUGACAAAUGACCCCCAUCGCAGUUGGUUGUCCCCAUCGCAGCACGCCUGGGAUGGGGCUUGUGGCUUGUGAGGGUGGAAAAAGCCCCAUUGAAGGGCUGGGAGAGGGGAGGGAAGCGUCACAGUAUUUU
Messenger RNA from Cuculus canorus (common cuckoo), 3376 nucleotides. RefSeq names its product MyoD family inhibitor (gene MDFI). The record is from RefSeq and is a predicted model, not a curated record. Bases 1624 to 2433 code for a protein of 269 amino acids. The transcript has 4 exons. NCBI's taxonomy places the organism in Eukaryota, Metazoa, Chordata, Aves, Cuculiformes, Cuculidae.